UCAGGCCUCCUCCUCUAAACAAUGCAAGUGAAUGUCCUCCAUUUUUGACGGUCCAAAAUGCAUAUUCAGGGUGCAUCAAAAUAAUCCACACGAAUCCAGUCGACAAAUAAAGUUCUUCUGAACGCAAACGAUUGAUCAUUUUGAGAAACAAAACAAUACUUAUAUACUUUUUUAACUACAAAUGUUCGCUUCUGUACAUCUCUGUGACGUGCGCUCAUGAGAGGGAUGACGUAAGCUCGUUGGUAGGGUCACGUGGAGGAGGAGGAGACAGGCGUCAUUGAUUAUUCUGAUGCACCCUAAAUUUGUAUUUUUGACCGUCAAAAAAUGGAGGACAUUCACUUGCAUUGUUUAGAGGAGGAGGCCUGAAAUGAAAUCCUAAAAGUCUUAAAUUCUGUUUUGAUAAAGAAAGAAACUCAGAUACAUCUUGGAUGGCUUGAGGACGCAAGAUGAGUUCCAAUAAUCAUGAUGAAACCUCAUCAGAUGUGGACGCUGUUUCUGAUGGGGUGACACCCACACAUUUAUUAAAAAUGAAAGCAAUAAUGGAAAACCAGUGUUUUGAGAUGAAUGUCAAAGUCAGCAUGGGAAAACACAAAGGGUCAUGUGAAGCUGAUGCAGAUCUAUCCAAAUAUGAAAGUGAAAUAGAGCAGGCAAGGCUCUCGCACUUCAACAAAACCCUUGUAUUGAACAGAAUGCAGAUUUGGAAUGCCAUCAUUGAGAAGAUCAUUCAGAAUGAUGCAGAUGCUGAGCCAUUUAAGACACUGACCAACCAGAACACAGAGCUCUGUGAAAAGACCAUGGCAAUUUUAAAGGAAACACGAGAGCUUCAAGACCAGAUCACAGAUCUCCAAAAGGAAAGACUUGAUCUAAAAGGACAGAUAAAGAAGAAAAUGCAGGAGAUAAAUGAGUUGAAACAGGUCAAGGAAAAUCAGGGAGAGGUUCAGCAGAGGGCUAAGGAAAGAGCUGAAGCAGUCCUACAGAAAUAUCAGAAGGUCACAACCAUUUUACAAAAUGUGCUCCGGGGAAUUAUACUUGCCAGUAAAGUGAACUGGAGAGAUGAUCCUAAAUUAAGAGACAUUGCAAUGGGACUGGAGAACAUACCCAACUGAAGAGGGCCUAUUUGAACACUGGUCUCCCACCACUAAAUACUGUUAAUAAAAUAUGUAGUUGC
Molecule: messenger RNA, 1168 nt
Organism: Myxocyprinus asiaticus (Chinese sucker)
Lineage: Eukaryota; Metazoa; Chordata; Actinopteri; Cypriniformes; Catostomidae
Gene: cenph
Product: centromere protein H
Exons: 10
Coding region: 447-1106 (219 amino acids)
Biological process (GO): mitotic spindle organization; kinetochore assembly; chromosome segregation
Cellular component (GO): kinetochore; nucleus
Molecular function (GO): kinetochore binding
Source: RefSeq, a predicted model, not a curated record